Messenger RNA from Lobosporangium transversale, 1278 nucleotides. RefSeq names its product Fcf2 pre-rRNA processing-domain-containing protein. Bases 71 to 1246 code for a protein of 391 amino acids. Gene Ontology annotation, biological process: RNA processing. The transcript has 2 exons. Lineage: Eukaryota; Fungi; Mortierellomycota; Mortierellomycetes; Mortierellales; Mortierellaceae. The record is from RefSeq and is a predicted model, not a curated record. Gene Ontology annotation, molecular function: RNA binding. Gene Ontology annotation, cellular component: nucleolus.
AGCAAUACCAUCUCAUUGGUCUGUCGAAACCAGGACACCUACAUUAAUUUCAUUCAUAUACUACUCUCUAAUGGUCACUACGCGCAACGGAAGCAAGAAUGCAAUUGCCUCACGGGCACAGCCUCAGGAACUAUCUUUACCCACACGUUCACGACGUACUCGACAGACCAAGGCCAAGACGAAAGAGCUACUCGCUGUAGAAGGUGAAGGAUCAGAGACUGUGGAGAGUUCCUCCCCUACAUCCUCACCAGAUUCUGGUAGUCCGCUACAAGACGCAAUAGACUAUCCGCUGAUCGACGACCAAAGCACAGAGCGGACUUGUGUACCCAUUUUAGAAGAGAUAGGACAUGAGGGGGAGGAGGCAGAGGAUGAACGCAAUCACAGCAUGGAUAAAAAGUCAGAUAUACAGAGCAAAGUCUGCAUAAUUAAAGCUGGAAUAGAAGAGCAUGAGCCAGACAAUGCAGAAGAAGGAGAAGAUGAUGAUGACGGUGAGAGUGAUGAAGAGAAUGAAGAAGAGGAUGACGAUGAGAAAGAGAACGCGGAGGAAGCAGAAGAAGAAGAAGAAGAUCUGGAUCAGUUACUUGCAAGAGCACAGGAAUCUUUGAAGCGGAAAGCCAUGUUUGAGGAAAAAACUGAGGAACAACAAUUCAAUUUCCCAAAGCUAGAGACAGGUCUAAAUACCAAUAAUACGUACUUUAAGCAGGAUGGAGCAAAAGUUAAGGUGGAUAAGAAUACUGUUGUAGUAGUAGAAAAUGGUACAGCUGCAUCAAAACCCAAAGCUCAGUCAGCUCUCGAAACCUGCGAGAUCAACAUGAAUGCCCACAAGGUACAUGUCAGCAAGAAACAGAAGCAAGAGGAAAGAGAGAAGACAACAGGAAAGGGUUGGUUCGAUCUUCCUCAACAAGUCUUGACGCCAGAAUUAAAGCGUGAUCUCCAAAUCUUGAAGCUUCGUAAUGUAUUGGAUCCAAAGCGAUUCUAUAAGCGAGAAGAUAAGAGCAAGGCUAAGUUCCCCAAAUAUUUUCAAGUGGGUACAAUCAUUGAGGGAAAUACGGAGUUCUAUUCAUCUCGGCUGACCAAGAAGGAGCGUGCCACCACCAUUACAGGCGAGGUUAUGAAGGACUUGACUGGUCGCGAUUACUACAAGCGCAAGUUCAAUGAGAUCCAAGAAGCUAAACAAAGUGGAGGCAAACGCUUUUAUAAGAAAGGCAAAGGGAAGCAGAGCAAGAGCUGGCGUGCUGGUAAAUAAUAAAUAAAACAAACGCGAUGAUUUUCCUCCAC